Messenger RNA from Coffea arabica (coffee), 1578 nucleotides. The record is from RefSeq and is a predicted model, not a curated record. NCBI's taxonomy places the organism in Eukaryota, Viridiplantae, Streptophyta, Magnoliopsida, Gentianales, Rubiaceae.
AUGCUCAAAGCUCUGGUAAUACCUUCUUUGCCUCACUUGUCUGAUUCAUAUUAUAAGGCAUGUUUUAUGAGUGGACUUAAAGAAGAGAUAGUCAAUAUGGUAAAAAUCUCUAAAUCUGAAACCUUAGCUGUUGCCAUUGAAAUAGCAAAACUCCAAGAAAAGAACAUCAAAGCAAUCCAAAAAGUGCAGAAACCUGUCAAUACCAGUUUCAAUAGCCAAAGAACCCACAGCAAAACUACAUCCCACCCCAAAUGGAACCAAAACUUCCCCAAACACACCAACAAACCCCCUGAUCAGAACACUUCCAACCAGAACCUAUUUAAAAAAAUAACCCCCACAGAAUACAAUCACAGGAGAGAAAAGGGGCUAUGUUAUAGAUGUGCAGAACCUUAUACCUUGGGGCAUGUUUGCAAACAAGCUCAUGCACAUCUACUGUUGGCUGAGGAAACUGAAGACAGGGAAGAGAGUAGGGAACCAGAGGAGGAAGUUUUCUGUGACUGCAUUAAUGGGGGUCUGGCAGGGGAACACAUAGAAGUAUCAAUUCAUGCCUUGGCUGGAGGAGCAAGGCACAAAACUAUAAGGCUGAAGGGUCAUGUUAAGGGGAGGCAAGUCACUGCACUGAUUGAUAGUGGCAGUACCCAUUGCUUCUUCGAUGAGCAGCUGGCAAAAGAAUUAAAACUGUGUACACAGGGGCCAACCUUGGUAGUCAAUGUAGCUAAUGGUGAAAGGGUGGAUUCCAAAGGACUGGAUAGGCCUUUGCAAUGGGAAAUGAAAGGGCAUCAGUUCCAGCAUACCUUCAACACUAUAAGGUUGGGGGGAUGCGACAUGAUACUGGGAGUGGACUGGUUGGCCAAACACAGCCCUAUAGAGUUCAAUUUCAUGGAGCUCAGUAUGAAGAUCCUCAAGGGGGAGCAAGAAAUAAUACUGAUGGGAGAGGACAUCUGCACCAAGUUGGAGAUAUUCAAAGGAGGCAGGCUAGCAAAAUGGCUAAGGAAGCAGGAAUAUGGACUGGUAGAACAACUGGUGGCCAUGGGGAAGAAAGAAGGUCUAGGACAGAUACCCAUUGAAAUCAGUCAUAUGCUAGAUCAAUACAAGGAUGUCUUCGAAGAGCCAAAAGGAAUGCCUCCAACAAGGAGCCAUGAUCACCAGAUUGUUCUCAAGGAUGGAGCCAGGCCCUUCCAGGUAAGGCUAUGCAGGUGCCCCUACGUGCAGAAGACAGAAAUUGUGAGAUUAGUGAAAGAAAUGCUAGAACUGGGCAUCAUACAACCCAACACUAGCCCGUUUGCUUCACCAGUGCCACUAGUUAAGAAAAAAGAUGGGACAUGGAGAUUCUGUGUGGACUACAGGCAACUGAAUGAGCUAACAGUGAAAAAACAAUUCCCCAUGCCUCUGAUUGAAGAGUUAAUAGAUGAACUGCAUGGGGCCAAGUACUUCACAAAAAUGGACCUGAGAGCAGGAUACUUUCAAAUCAAGGUCAAAGUGGAGGACAUACCAAAGACCGCUUUUAGGACUCAUCAAGGACUCUAUGAGUUCAAGGUCAUGCCAUUUGGCUUGACCAAUGCACCCGUGACCUUCUAG